CACGCAACUCGAUACCAUCUUCACCGCCGCUUGCCAGUGGCUUUCCGUGCAUCGGAACCGGAGUGAAGAGACGAAAGCCAGGCUCUCAUAAAUAGGGAUGCAGGCUUCAAACAAUAAGGUUAUGUUUCCUGACCAUGAUCCCGCUUCUCUUGCUGCUCAGCACUAAACCCCACAAUGUCUCUCCUUUGGGUCUUGUGGAUCUUUCCUCUUCCCGUUCUCUCCUACGCUCCCUUUCUUGGCCAUCUCUUUAUCUGUGACCACAGAGAUUUUCCUUCAGUUCAUGUAGAGCCAUCACAUUACUUGCAGCUCGUAUUCUCACUUGAUUCCAUAAAACCAACGAAGAUCUUUAGUCAAUGUUCAUCCAAGGCAACACCAGUGCAAAGUCUCAAUGUCAACUCAACCUCUACAGCCGAGUCUUUCACCAGCCCUUCAUCUUCAUCACUCCUAACCACACCUCAAAACUAUUCACCCUCCCCAGCCACCCACACAAGCAACUUUCAUCACUUCGUCCCGCACAUUCUCAUCUCCAUCUUAAUCAAGGUGAGCCCUGACUUUUCAUCCAAACUUCAUUCUCUAUUCAUUCUAUCUCUUUUAACAACACUACCUUAUCGUCAUUAACACUCAACCCCUACAUGAAAUAUUCUCUCAUCUCGCAACAAAAGCCAGCCAUUAAUCCGCCACCAAAUACAUCACCAUGCCCCGAAAUCCCCAAAUCAAAAAACAUAACAACAAUUUUUAUUUUAACACAUCGGAGGUAUUAGGGGCACCUAAUAAAAACAGCAGUUUGCGCCCCAACCCCAUACAGAAAGGCAGAAACAAACGGAAUCUCCUUUCCUCCUCCCUCCAAUCCAACAACGACAAGAAAAAAAAGGCUCAAAUCCAAAAGAGCCUAAAACCCAAUCCAAAAACCGCAAAAGAAAAAGCCCAAAUCCAAAGCCAAAAAAAGAUCCAUGGUAUCAUCCCCAUCUCCAACCCGCCCUCCAUGCCCGAGUCGGCAUCCCUCAUCCCUCCAAAUCAAUACUUAGUCCACUUCCUAGAAGAAGAAACUCCCCAUCCCUGAGGCAAGCCUCCCCAUCAACCCCCUCUUCUUGCUGCUAGACCCAGCAUACAUAGCCCCGUUAUAAAUCGUCGGCGGAACCGUCACCAUCCCCGUGGUAUCCAAAUAAUCCUGCGUAUUGCCCGCC
Molecule: messenger RNA, 1184 nt
Organism: Podospora pseudopauciseta
Lineage: Eukaryota; Fungi; Ascomycota; Sordariomycetes; Sordariales; Podosporaceae
Exons: 3
Coding region: 175-618 (147 amino acids)
Source: RefSeq, a predicted model, not a curated record